Molecule: messenger RNA, 627 nt
Organism: Emys orbicularis (European pond turtle)
Lineage: Eukaryota; Metazoa; Chordata; Testudines; Emydidae
Product: hepatic lectin-like
Exons: 6
Coding region: 1-627 (208 amino acids)
Source: RefSeq, a predicted model, not a curated record
AUGGACAAGGACAGGCUUCAAGAUGAGCUGCACAUUUUUAGAGACAGGAACUACCUCCGGCAGAAGCUGAGAUCCUCCCGCCCAGUCUACGUGCUGCUGGCGCUUUCUUACCUGCUGAUCCUCAUCCUGUUUGCGGUGUCGCUCUCCAGAGUUUCAAUGCUCUCUUCACAACUUAAUGAAAUGCGCAAUGAAGUGAAACGGAAUAAUUCCAGCAACGAUUUCAAACUGUUCCCGUGCGGACCUGAGGCCCGGGAAUGGGAAUACUUCAGUGGGAAAUGUUACUACUUCUCCUUGCGUGAGACAUCUUGGCAGAGGGCGAAGGUGCUGUGCGAGGAGGAGCAUUCACGCCUGGCCAUCAUUAACAGCCACACCAAGCAGAAUUUUAUCAUGUACAGGACACGCAACCAGCGCUUCUGGAUCGGCCUCUCAGACCAGAACUCAGAAGGGGAGUGGAAAUGGAUCGACGGGAGCGACUCCACAACUGGUUUUACGUACUGGAAGGAGGGGGAGCCCAACGACAGCGACCAGAAUGAGGACUGUGCACACGUCUGGACCUACGGGGAGUGGAAUGACGUGCAUUGCACAUACGAGUGCUACUACAUCUGUGAAAAGCCUGCACCUCCGUGA